GAGUCCAGGCCCGGGGCUCGGGAGGCCUUGGGUCAGCUCGCACAGGGGGUGUUUGCUGGGUGCUUCCGGUAUGUGCAGCCAUGCCGGGGGUGGGCGGGGGUCUGAGGCCAGGCUGCAGCGGCCAUGGUAGCAGCCUGUGCUAAGGCCCUCUUGGGCUGGGAGGAGCUACAGAAGCUCCUGACAGCCUGUCACAGGCCCCUGGGGCUGGCACUGGCUCGGGCUUCAUACACACAGGCACGAGCACACACACACACACACACACACACACACAGGCACCCCUUGGGGGCUACACAGUCCCACGUUCAGGCUCACAGCUGGCUGCGGGGACUCACUGACAUGAGACGCACAUCACAGACGCACCUGCUGGCCUUCUUCCUCUGCCUCCUCCCGCAGGUGUCUACCCAGCUGUGCCCGACACCGUGCGCCUGCCCCUGGCCGCCUCCCAGAUGCCCGCCGGGGGUGCCGCUGGUGCCCGAUGGCUGUGGCUGCUGCCGGGUAUGUGCACGGCGGCUGGGGGAGCCCUGUGACCACCUCCACGUCUGCGACUCCAGCCAGGGCCUGGUUUGCCAGCCCGGGACGGGCCCCGGCGGCCGGGGGGCCACGUGCCUCUUCGCAGAGGAGGCUGGGAGCUGUGAGGUGAACGGCCGCCUGUACCGGGACGGGGACACCUUCCAACCACACUGCAGAACCCUCUGUCGCUGUGAGGACGGCGGCUUCACCUGCGUGCCACUGUGCAACGAGGACGUGCGGCUGCCCAGCUGGGACUGCCCCCACCCCAUGCGGGUGGAGGUCCCGGGCAAGUGCUGCCCCGAGUGGGUGUGCGACCAGGGAGGGGGGCUGAGGACCCAGCCCCUCCCAGCCCGAGGACCCCAGUUUUCCGGCCUCGUCGCCCCCCCGGCCCCCAGUGUUCCCUGCCCAGAAUGGAGCACGGCCUGGGGCCCCUGCUCCACCACCUGUGGGCUGGGCGUGGCCACCCGGGUGUCCAACCAGAACCGCUUCUGCCGCCUGGAGACUCAGCGCCGCCUGUGCCUGCCUGGGCCCUGCCCACCCGCCUGGGGCCGCAGUCCACGGAGCACUGCCGUCUAGAGCCGGCUGGGAAUGGACACGUGGUGCCCACUGUGUCCAGCAGGUGGCUGACAGCAGCAAUCCCGCUAGGAUCCGCCACGCAGGGCCAGUAGGACAAGGACAUUCUCCAGCUGCCUGGUCCUGGUCCCUCUGGACUCGGAUGCGGCAGGGGUGCAUCCCCAAGGCCCCCUUCCCCUCACUCAGCCCGGGAGACUGGCCAAGGCUCCCCGGGGCUUCUGGUCCGUUCCCAGCCUACAGCCAGCCUUAACGGAACACGCAACUUCCCCUGGGCGGAGGUGGCGUGGCCGUGUUCUUAACGACCAGGCUGCGGGUGGACCAGCGAGCAGGGGCUUGUGGGUCUCCUGCAGCAGCCUGCUUCUCCCCCCGGGGGUUGUGCAAAAUCAUCCCUGAUAGAGAACUACGUUUAAACUGCAUUGUCCGCCUUAGGCUGUGUGAGAAAUCUUCCCCACCCGGGGCAGAAUUCGGGGCUGGCUUCUUUCUGAACCCCAGGAGGUAAAACCUUGUGGGAAUGAGUGUGACACCAGCACCUGCACCUUGGACAGAUCAGCCGUCUCCACAGAGGGGAGGCUGCCCCCUGGGGGCCGGGAACAGCCUGAAAUAAACCAAGCCAAGUGAGGA
Messenger RNA from Oryctolagus cuniculus (rabbit), 1704 nucleotides. It is a transcript of the gene CCN5, whose product is annotated as cellular communication network factor 5. Gene Ontology annotation, cellular component: extracellular region; extracellular matrix. Gene Ontology annotation, biological process: positive regulation of cell differentiation; signal transduction; cell adhesion. The record is from RefSeq and is a predicted model, not a curated record. Gene Ontology annotation, molecular function: heparin binding; integrin binding. Lineage: Eukaryota; Metazoa; Chordata; Mammalia; Lagomorpha; Leporidae.